Molecule: messenger RNA, 3789 nt
Organism: Camellia sinensis
Lineage: Eukaryota; Viridiplantae; Streptophyta; Magnoliopsida; Ericales; Theaceae
Source: RefSeq, a predicted model, not a curated record
AGAUGACUACUACUACUGUUACUACUCCCACUAUAAUUUAUUGCUUUAUUACAGCCAUUAUUCAUUCAUAAUCAUAACUAAACUGAAACUGAUAUCUCUUUGUUUUGUAUGUAUCUACCUUCAUAUAUAUUUCUUCAUCAAGUAAAAUCAAAAUACAACAACACAAUCAUCACUACCCCUCCAUACCCCCCACAAACAUUCCUUUUCCCAGUACAAGCUCUCUCACUACCAUCUCUCUUCUCAUCUCAUCUGGGUUUCACAACUACAACAAGUGGAUAUUGAAAAUUCAAAGUCGGUGAGCUUUUCAGAUUCCCAGAAACCCUCAAUUUUCCGUUGUUUGUCUUCAGCUCUUACAAACAAGGAUGGGGACUGCUCAUCAUCAAUGGCAAUAAUGGUCCUUGGUAAUAUAUGACAAAAAAUCUCUGUUGUGAAAUGACUCUUUUGCCCCUCUCAAUUCACACAAUGGCCAAAAACCCAACCCUUCUCUCCCUCCAAAUUCUAACUGCUUUCUUGAUUUUCUUUACCCUUUUCCAUCGUUCCUUUCCCUUCCUGGUUGAAAAGGAAGCUCUCCUUCAAUUCAAAAACCAUCUUGAAGACCCUUUGAAUCACUUAGAUUCCUGGAAAGAUUCAGAAUCUCCAUGUCACUUUUCUGGAGUUUCUUGCGAUCCAAACACCGGUCGAGUUACUGAAAUUUCCCUCACCAACAAGUCCCUCUCUGGUGUGAUAUCUCCUUCCAUUUCUGUGCUCCAAAGCCUCACUUCUCUUGUGCUACCUAUAAAUUUAAUUUCCGGGAUUCUUCCAUCCGAAUUGAACGAUUGCAGAAAUCUCAAAGUUUUGAAUCUCACAGUAAACAAAAUGAAUGGAAGCCUACCUGAUCUUUCCAGUUUGGCAAACUUGGAGAUUCUAGAUUUAUCCACAAACCACUUUUCUGGUGGAUUUCCAACUUGGGUUGCAAAUUUAACUCGGUUGGUUAAUCUUGUGGUUGGUGAUAAUGAUUAUGAAGAGGGUGAAAUUCCUGAGAAUCUUGGAAAUUUGAAGAACUUGACUGUUCUUUAUCUGCAUAAUUCGCAUUUGAGAGGUCCAAUACCUGAAUCUGUUUUCGAGCUCACAGCAUUGGAGACAUUGGAUAUUUCUGUCAACAAGAUUUCUGGGAAUUUCUCGAAAUCAAUAUCCAAACUACAAAAUCUCAACAAAAUUGAGCUCUUUCGGAACAACUUGACGGGAGAACUCCCACGAGAGCUAGCAAGCCUCACGCUUUUGCAGGAAAUUGAUUUCUCUAAAAAUCAGAUGUAUGGGAAAUUGCCGCUUGAAAUUGGCAAUCUGAAGAAUUUAACAGUUUUUGAGCUAAAUGAGAACAACUUCUCUGGUGAACUCCCUCCGGGAUUUGCAGAUUUGCACUAUCUCAAAGGCUUUUCUAUCUACAGGAACAAUUUUUCAGGACAAUUUCCGGAGAAUUUUGGUCGGUUUUCUCCACUGGAUAGCUUUGACAUAUCUGAGAAUCAAUUUUCUGGUGGCUUUCCUAAAUUCUUGUGCCAGAAUGGGAAAUUGAAGUUCUUGCUUGCGUUGGCAAACAAUUUUGUUGGGGAGUUACCAGCUAAUUUUGCUAAUUGCAACUCUAUAAAGAGGUUGAGGAUCAAUCAGAACCAGUUGUCCGGGAAAGUCCCAGAUGGGUUUUGGGCACUGCCUAAUGCAAUUAUCAUUGAUUUUAGCGAUAAUCAUUUUACCGGCGGUAUUUCUCCAGAAAUUGGGAUUUCCACCAACUUGAAUGAGCUGAUUUUGGUUAACAAUAGGUUUUCAGGUGAGCUCCCAUUGGAACUUGGCAAACUGACGCAGUUGGAAAGGCUUUAUUUAAGUAACAAUGACUUCUCUGGAAGAAUUCCUUCUGAAAUUGGCGCUCUGAAGCAAUUAUCAUCUUUGCAUUUGGAACAGAACUCAUUUAACGGGCCAAUACCACAAGAACUGGGACAAUGUGAUAGGCUGGUGGACUUAAAUCUUGGUUUGAAUUCUCUCAGUGGUACUAUCCCUGAUACACUUGCACAUAUCAGCUUUUUGAAUUCUCUGAAUCUUUCAAGAAACAGACUUGAAGGUUCCAUCCCCAAGAAUUUACAGAAAUUGAUGCUAAGUUCCAUUGAUUUGUCUAAUAACCAGCUUUCAGGAAGUGUUCCAACCUUUCUUCUUGCCGCAGGAGGAGGCCAAGCAUUUGUAGGAAACAAGGGACUCUGUAUUGACGAAACUUCUAGAAUUCAGGUCAAUUCAGGGAUGGCUGUUUGCAAUAGCGAGCAUAAUCCCCAAAGAUUCAUUGGAACUAAAUUAGUUACGUUCUGUGUCAUAUUAGCUGCCUUGGUUGUUAUUUUGUGUGGUUUAUUGCUAACGAGUUACUGGAGAUUCAAGCUCAGUGAACCACAUUACGCGGAUAAUGAUCUAAGAUGGGAUGAUAAGCAAACAGAUCACAAAUGGAAGCUUGUCUCUUUCCAACCGGUGGUCUUUGAUGUAGAUGAGAUAUGUAAUUUGGAUGAGGACAAUUUGAUUGGUAGUGGAAGUACUGGAAAAGUUUAUAGAUUAGAUUUGAAGAAAGAUGUUGGCAUGGUGGCUGUGAAGCAACUAUGGAACGGAAAUGGGGUGAAAGUUUUGGCAACAGAAAUGGAGAUUUUGGGAAAGAUUAGGCAUAAAAAUGUAUUGAAGUUGUAUGCCUGUCUGAUGAGAGGAGAGUCAAGUUUAUUGGUUUUUGAGUACAUGGUAAAUGGUAAUCUCUUUCAGGCACUUCAUCGAGAAAUCAAGGGUGGGGAAUCAGACUUGGAUUGGUAUCAGCGGUAUAGAAUUGCUCUUGGAGCUGCUAAAGGACUUUCUUAUUUGCAUCAUGACUGUACCCGGUCUAUUAUUCAUAGAGAUAUUAAAUCAACCAACAUUUUAUUAGAUGAGUGCAAUGAACCAAAAAUUGCUGAUUUUGGGCUAGCAAAGAUUGCAGAAGGGUCCUCUAUGGUGUCUGAAGCCAGCUGUUUUGCUGGUACUCAUGGUUACAUUGCCCCUGAGCUGGCAAAUACUGUCAAAGUCACUGAAAAAAGCGAUGUUUAUAGUUUUGGUGUGGUGCUACUUGAAUUAGUUACUGGUAGAAGACCGAUAGAAGAGGAGUACGGAGAAGGAAAGGAUAUUGUUUAUUGGGUUUCGACUCAUCUCAAUGAUCGCGAAGACGUGCUCAAAGUCUUGGACCCUAAGAUCGUAUCUGAUCUUGUUGAAGAUGACAUGAUAAUGGUCUUGAAGGUUGCUAUGCAUUGCACCACCAAGCUUCCCAAUCUACGCCCUAGCAUGAGAGUGGUGGUCAAAAUGCUCGUUGAUGCCGAGCCUUGCAGUCUCAAAUCUCCUGAUAAUUGUGAAAAGAAUGGAAAGCUCAUCCUGUAAUUCCUUUAUCGGCUUGCUAGUUGUAGCUUAUAUAUUCUUAGGUUUGAAAUUUCCAUACUUUAAUUGUACUAUCAGAUGAAGUGGAGUUUGUUGUUAUAUUGCUUCUUAAAUGAUGUUGGUGGUGUAAAUGUACAUAUUGUAUUGAGAUUGUGAAAAAAAAAAGAAAGAAAGAGAAAAGUUGUGUUGUUGCUUGUUAGCUUAUGCUGUUCUAAUUUUGUUGUGAGAUAUUUGCUCUGGGGUCUAGUUAGGUAAAGAAUAGGUAGUUAGUUUACAGGUAGGUAUUGUAGCUGAUGGGUUGUUGAGAGUAGUAGUAUAAAUAGAGAAUAAGUUGUAUCAGUUAGGUGUGGAAUUGAAAUUGGAUAUUGUGAACGUAGUGAAGUUGUUUUCUUUCUA